UCCUUUGCCUUACGUCACGUUAUCAAAGGUACGAGGAACUUGCCACGUUAUAGGCUAGCACGUAUCUAUGGACGUUGGCGAGGGGAGGGUACCGCGAGCUUGCUCUCUGUCUGCAGUCUUGCACCACAGCGGUGCUCAUCUACAGCAUGCUCUUCGAGACUCACACAGCGGAAACCGGCUUUUGAGCAGGGCCUGAGGAUAAAGCUAAACCCAAGCGGAUAACCGAGAGAACCAUUCUAAAUGUGCUUGCUGCUUCUAGGGGCAAGUGCAGGAAUAGGCUCCGGAGUUUAGGAACAAAGCUUUUGUGUUGAAGAAGAUGCUGACAGACAUGAUUGUGGAGGAGGAAUUCGAAAUUAAAGAGGAGGAACCUUGGUUCGACCACCAAGAUCUCGAGCAUGAUCUUCAUUUGGCGGCUGAGUUGGGGAAAACUCUCCUGGAUCGCAAUCGGGAGCUGGAGGAGGGCCUCAAGCAGAUGUAUGGCACCAACCAGGAGCAGCUGCAAGAGAUUGAGUAUCUCUCCAAGCAGGUGGACCUCCUUCGGUCUGUGAAUGACCAGCAUGCCAAGGUGUAUGAGCAGCUGGACAACAUGGCGCGAGACCUGGAGCAGAGCAACCACAGGCUGGUGAUGGACAAUCGAGCCUCCCAGCACAAGAUCCAAGGUCUCACAGAUACCAUUGAGGGGCUGCAGACGCAGGUGGACGAGCUCCAGAAGCAGGUGGUGGGCCUGAGCGCGUCCACUGCAGAGAUGGCCGAGCUGCAGCGACCAGGCAGCUCCAGGAGUCUGGGAUCAGGGAAAGGACGCGGAAGUGGCAGCCAGCAUUCCCACAGUUUCUCUGACGAUGAUGAUGAAGAUCUCUGCCGGGCUGAAGAUGACCCCGAAGACGAGGCGGAGUACGAGGCGCUAGUGAGCUCCGUGCAGGCGCUGCAGGCCCAGCUGGCAUCGGAGCGCCUGCGGCGCGAGGUGGCCGAGCGCGAGGUGGACGCCCUGGCCCGGGAGUGCGGCGAGCUGGACGCGAGGCUGUCGCAGCUGGAGGGCUGCCGGGCGCGCCUGGCCGAGGCCGAGACCGAGGUGGCCGAGCUGCGAGAGCUGUGGCGCGCCGACGGGGCCCGCAACGCGGCCGCCAGCCGCUUCCUGCCCGACGCCCUCCUCCUGCUGCCAUCGGCGUCGGCGUCGUCUGAGAGGGGCGUCGGGUGCUGGCACGGAGGCCGGGGCAGCCUGAAGCGCUGCAGCAGCGAGAGGCAGCUGAGGGUGUCCGAGGAGGACGACCACGGCGGGGAUGACGACGACGGCGGCGAGCGGGAAGGGCUGGACGGGGUCGGGGUCAGCGUCGGCUGCUGCAGGCACGAGCGGGCCUGCCUGGGCCGCUCGGAGGUGGUGAAGCAGCGCGGCAUCUCGCUGCUCAACGAGGUGGACGCCCAGUACAGCGCCCUGCAGGUGAAGUACGACGCGCUGCUGCGGAGGUGCGAGGGGGGCCCGCAGGUCCAGAGCAACAAGGCCGUCCAGACUCCGGCCAGCACCGCUGCCUCCUCCACCACCACAACCACGGCCGCCACGACCAUGGACCUGGACACCUCUGCCGUGGCUAGCACCCACUCUGUCGCCGUGGGGGUCGAGGAGGACGCCCAGUUGCCCGAAUACAAGGUGCUCUUCCACGAGAUCUUCAAGUGCAUCCAGAGGUCCAAGGCCGACAUAAUGCAGAACAGGGACAAACCUCGGCACGUCGAGUGAGGCGGCGGGCGCGAAGAACGUUUGCUGUGUCUUAUCAGACUGAGUACUUGGCUGAAGUCCUAAGGGAAUUGAGUUGAACAGAUACAGUGGGAGCGGCAAUGACUGCCAUUGUCAGCCACAAAGAAAAAAGAAAAGAAAGAAGAAUGCUCCUCUGCACUUUUAACACCAGUGCCUAUUUAUGGACCUAAUCAACUCAGUAAUCCUGCCUUCUCCAAAGUGUUUGGAACAAACAAACCUCCGCUGUACUCUCUUUGUAAAAUUGCACUUUUUAAAACUAGAUAGAGCUCAGUAGAAUACAGGGUCUCUGAUCCGUGGAGUCAUGUACGAGCUAGCACGUUUAAACUUGAAUUUGGUCUUUCACUGUCGGGGAUGCCGUCUGGCACUGAACGGGCUUGUUCUUGGACUCAUGUUCUGCAACAUGUGAGUGGUUUGGCUCAGUCAGUUAGGGAUGAUUUCUAUAUAACUUAAGGAUUUGAAUCUGUACAGCAUGGUUCUUUUGGUUCGGAAUUGUUUUUUGGCUUUAGGGAUGAUCGUGGAAGUCCUGCUGCGUGGGAACGUUUAGCUUGUGUUUAUUGGGACCUUUGAAAUGCUUGUAUUUCGCAACUUGAAUAUUAUGGUGCUCAGCAAGUUAUAAUCAACGUAAGCUGGAUCUGAUAUCUAUCUCCAGAUGCGUUUGAUCAAAGUCUAGUUUUGGGUUGUGCCAGACACACCCUUAUUCUUACGCUGCAGAUCACUUUGGGAUCACUGAGGUGAAGAAUAUAGCCGUAGCCAUCAACUCCGCAAAAAUGAGCUGGAUCUUGACACUGGAUCUUGACACAUUCAGGAGAUUUAUACAUUAUUUAUGUCAAAACACCGUCAUAUACCACAAGUUUGUCAAUGUUCUAUAUCAGUUCUACUUGUAAUUAAUGUGAUGUAGCUUUACACUGGUUUUCACUGCACUUUAGGCUACUGCAGGUUUUAUUUUUGUUUUGUUUGUAUGCAUUUUCUUUGUAUAAAUGUUCCCAUGUUGUUUAAUUUCUCCUUUAAAAUGUGAAUGUCAAAUAUUAUAAUGCUUAAUGCACAUGAUAAUCUGCUCUUUCUAUAUGACUUGAAAUAGGCAACUAUUCACAUUAUGACAUUGUAUGACACACUGUUAUCUGUCUAAAUGUCUGUUGAAUAUUAGGGAAAAAAAUACUUGUUUCACUGGCGUUUUGGUUUGUUUUUCUUGCAAAACAGUCAUCCACCACAACCUUUUGAACCCUUGAAGAUAAAACAGCAGCUGAUAAGCAA
Alosa sapidissima (American shad) is the source of this 2998-nucleotide messenger RNA. Its product is annotated as cerebellar degeneration-related protein 2-like. NCBI's taxonomy places the organism in Eukaryota, Metazoa, Chordata, Actinopteri, Clupeiformes, Clupeidae. Bases 317 to 1729 code for a protein of 470 amino acids. The record is from RefSeq and is a predicted model, not a curated record. The transcript has 5 exons.